Molecule: messenger RNA, 897 nt
Organism: Knipowitschia caucasica
Lineage: Eukaryota; Metazoa; Chordata; Actinopteri; Gobiiformes; Gobiidae
Source: the annotation of a GenBank genome assembly
AUGGAGGCUGCUCCUCUGGGGGCAAACAGCAGCGGAGACAGCUACACGCGUGUCCAAACACACGGCUCCGACAGACGCCAUCUGCCAUGUGUCGCCACUGCAUCCACCCCACCUCCCGCCUGCCCCUCUUUCCACUUUCCACCGCAAAGAAAGAAAUCAUUCAGUCCAGUCCUCUCUCCCCAGACAGGGGCCGCAAAAAACCAGAACCAAGAACAUCAGAGUGGCCCAUGUGACGGCUCAGGUUUAUAUGAAGGCAGACGGCAACUUUUUGGACUAAAAACAAAGGAUGGCCAUGCUGUGGCGGUGGUGGAUCUCUGUCUUUGCUGUGUGGGUGGGUCUCGUGUCUCCAGCGCUCUGUCAAAGUGGAGAUGGAGACUGGGGGUCCGGACAACAAACAAGCCAGAAUCAAUCCCCCUGAGUCAAACACCGCCUCCUGUCCCCACGCUCCUGUACGAACCCCAGCCUGAUAAAUGCUCCGUGCACUUUAGCACCAAAACUUCUCCCAGGCUGAGAGUGUACCAGGAGGAGAUGUUCUACCUCCAGGCCAUCCAACACGGGAACAGAGCGGUAAUGGAUAACCUGGAACAAUACGUGGGGGCAGAGCUCGGGAAACUCAGUUAUGAAGACAUUAUCAAGGAGAAUAUCAUCGGCAUUCAAGCUGAGCACAAGAGCUGCCAUGAAACGGUGGAAAAGUCAGAGGAGGAUCUGAAGAAGCAGCUGGAAGGGGAGGCACUGGGAGCUGUGUCAGGGAUGCAGAAAGUCAGAGAGGAGUCCUUGGCCUUUGAAAACAUGCUUUCUACAGCAUCUGACAUUGCCACUCGACUGGAGAGCUCUGCCCUGGCCCUGCAAGCUGCAUUCACCAGGAAGCUCACAAAUAUUGUCAACACGCAUCAAUAA